Molecule: messenger RNA, 1470 nt
Organism: Scomber japonicus (chub mackerel)
Lineage: Eukaryota; Metazoa; Chordata; Actinopteri; Scombriformes; Scombridae
Gene: sftpba
Product: prosaposin
Exons: 10
Coding region: 34-825 (263 amino acids)
Biological process (GO): sphingolipid metabolic process
Cellular component (GO): lysosome
Source: RefSeq, a predicted model, not a curated record
GAAGGUAUUCAACUAAAAACCUGAAAAUAACUGAUGAUGGCCUCAUUCACGUUUGUGUUACUUUUCUUCAUUGGCCUCCAAGGCUGUGCUCUGACGUUUGAUAUUGAUGUUUUGGAAAAUGAUGCAUCAAAUGGGGACCCCUGCCAGGACUGCACCAAAAUAUUUGAACUCCUUGCUGACCUGCUUUCCAAUGCUGACCUCCAGAAAAAGAUGAUGGAUGGCCUUGAAAAACUUUGUGACCACAUGCCUGGACCAGCCACUACUACCAAACUCUGUAAAGAGGAAGUGGAGAAGUUGCUUCCAGUGGCCAUCAACUUCAUCACUGGUGUUGUAAAACCAGCAGAGAUCUGCAAACUCCUUGGCCUCUGUGGUUCCUGUGACAAACAGAAGAUGCUCAGCUAUUUUGUCAAUGAGGCCCUUCAGGCUGCUAUGACAAACCAAAAUAUGGCACCCACAACACAAUGCUCCUUCUGCAUUUUUCUUGUCAAGACUUUGGAGGACUUGUUGCCCAAGACAAGGAGUGAGGAAGCUGUGAUCCAGCUGCUGGAGGAAAUUUGUCAUAUUUUGCCCUCGACCUACCGAACUCAGUGUGAGGCUGUCAUUACAAAGUUUGGAAAGACGGUGCUAGAUGCCAUCCUGAGCUACGCCACCCCUCAGGCCAUCUGUGCUCUCAUCCACCUGUGUAAAGGACAGGAGGCUCCUCUUGUAGACCCGUGCACCUUGGCUACAUACAGGUGCAGUGACUUCAAGACAGCUCUCAAAUGUGGAACUGUGUUCUACUGCCAGAGAUUUGCCUGGAAGCCCCUCAAGUACAACACGCUCUAACAUGUCAAGAGACUGAAUAUGUGAGGCGACAUCAGUGAACCUGUGGAUGACCUUAUUCUUUCAACAUUGAUCAACAUAUAUUUCUUAACUAUUUGAUACAUUGUGGCAUUUUGCCUGAUAGCGCUUCUUUCGCCAAAGUUUUUCUUUCAGAUACUGUUAUAUCUUAAAGCGUUUGAUUUUUGCACUCGAUAAAUUGCUUCCACUAAAGUGAAGGAAAGCAGGGCUUAGCUUGACAAAAUAUUACACACAAAAUAAUUAUUUGAACUUUGAAGAUAUGAAAGCUUGGACCCAAAGUUACAUGUUUAGUAUUAGUGAAAAGAAAGUUUCACAAUAAUAUUUUUCUUUUGAUUUUUGUACUAACUUCUAUUCUGUACAUAAAGAUUUGACUACUUCAUCAACUCUCAUGAAGUUUCUUUCACACAGUCAGGUGAUCUCUGGAGAUAUUCUGAAUGAAUGUUACAUGAAAUUAGCUGUGAAACAUCACCGGAUCUGAGUCCUCCUCUGACAUUUAAGUAACACUUCAACGAUUUUCAGUUUUAUCAGGUGUACUUGAAUCUGUCAGACUCGAAAUGUGUUAGGCCCUACUUACAGGUCUGACUCACAAACCUGAUGGUAAUAAAAGUGGCAGUGGUAAAGGUGUGUAUA